AUGGAUUAUAAGAGCAAAAAGUCCACUCUGUCCGGGGAAAAAUCACAGGGAUCUGGUCAUGAAAGUGACAAGCCACAGCAGAAAAACUCGAUGUCAAGAGUUGAUGCUGGUCAUGGUGGUGGGAUCAUUCACUGCCCUGUUACCAAAAACAUGAAACACCUCCUGGAUGAGUUCAAGGGGCUGUAUGAGGAUAGGUUGAGACGCCUACAGUUUGACACCAGAGGGGGCACAAAGGAGGACAUUUUACAGGUAGGUGAACCUGGUGAAGUGUCACUUAAUCCCACAGCAGGUCAUUUUCUAUCCUCAUGUCUUGAGUAGGGUAAUGGCUAGAUAGGAUACCGUUUAUAUCAAAUUGAUGUACAUUUUAUUUCUUGCAUUUUAGCUAACCCUAACCCUUUUCCUAACCUUAACCUAAUGCCCUAAAUAACCUAAACCUUAACCCCACCCUCUGCAAGGUUGCUGCCAGUUUAAGACCCGUGUGUCCCUCUCUCAACUGCUACAAUAUAUGGCGUUAUAUCAAUUCACAUAACACUAAAGCUGGCAACAUAGCUAGGUAGCCACUUGGACAUGGCCACUCAAUUUACUGUAUUAGCACUCCCUCCUCUGCAUAAGCCUACUCCUUCUCUGUAACCGAUUGUGACAAAUAGAAAAGAUCAAAACAAUAUCUGCAGUCAGAGAGCACAAUGAUGAUGAUCAUUGCUAGACAAAUGUCAGGGAAGCACAGAGCUGGUUUUAUGAAGCCACAGCACUUGUAACAGGUGGUGAAUUACAUUAGUUGUCCAUCUGAGCAGCUGAAACAGAGACGUGGACCAGCAGCCUUGUUUAAAAGCAUUCUAAUCAUCAGGGCUUGUCAUGUGAGAUCAUUUAGACACAGCCUGUAAGUCAGGGGGCUGUACAUCAAAGGAAAUGUAACAAGGUUUCAAAGAUGGGCUUUGGUCAAUUGGUCCAGUACUGGAGAUAUCUAACAAGGUUAGCCAUAACCCAAGGAUGACGUGGACAGUCACUCUUCAACCUCCUGCUCUCCAAAUGUAAGCCUAGGCCGUAUAUGUGACUGACUAGGUUUCAACCUUGGGUCGCCUACGUGCUGCAAGACUGUGUUAGCUACUGAGCUAAAUCCUAGGCAUCAUGUGAGCAUGGUGACACUGAUUUUGAUGUCGAAGGCAGGGAAACCUCAUCACAAGACCAUGAGGCAGACUCACGUCUGCUACACAGGCAUAACAUAUUUAUAACGUAGGCUAUUUAUAACAACAUUGUAAGAUAUUUGAGAAUCAGAUUGAGAGAUUGACGUGAAGCCGAGACCUAGACCCUGGCCUAGGCCCAGGCCUGGCCUACAUAAAAACAGUAAGUAAGGACACCAGCAUCUCUCUAGACUGUCUGUCAAUACAAGGGUUACUGUGCACCUUUUAGAAAAUAACAUGUUAGCACAUUACUACCAACAUAACGAACAAAAGCAGUUGUUGACGUCAAGAGGCCUUUUGUCUAUGUUCUGUUGUUGAAAAUGCCUUUCAUGAUGAAAACAUCAUUAAUGUACGAACAGUAUGUUCCCAUAUUGGCAGUGCAAUUUAAAACCAUUCACAAACACACGCAACGCAACAUGUCUGCAACUUAUCUGUUCUUUACAAAGACACACAACAUAGCAUCUAGGCUACUUAUCUGUUAUUCACAGAGACACACAACAUCACAUGUAGUUAUCACAUCUGUUAUUCUGUUGUUGUGUUUGUAGAUGAAGGUCCAUAUCCUCCAGUCCUAUGUGAACGACUUGGGUGACCAGAACCAAGUGCUGGUCCAGACAGUGGAGGACCUGGAAAUAGAAGCCAACAACAGAGACUGCACCAUAGAGGCCAAGCUAUGCACCUCUGAUCAAAUCAUUCAUGUAAGCCUAAUUUCUCUUUUCUUCCUUUGUGUUAGGCCUACGUUUCCCUCCCUCCAUCCCUGCUUUGUGUAUGGAAUGGAAUGCUUUUGCCUUCAGCUGGCUCGUGAGUGGCGGUGGGCUUGCCUGCCUAUAGAUUUGAUAUGUGAAUGUAAUUUUACACAGCCUCAUUGUUGGAAUCUAAUCAUGGCAGAAUGCUAGAGACAUUCAAGGGCUAAUCAAUGACAACAUAAAGAGCAUGAUCACUCAUUUAAGGCCCUUUCUCACCAAGUCUGUUAUUUUCAUCCGAAUAAUUCAGAAGAAACAAAUAAAUAUGAGCACGUCUUGUUUAUGAAACCGUUUACACCAAUUGUAAAAUAUUGUCCUGCCGCAAUCCGUCAAUUAUUUAUUCGGAACCGGUUUUGAUUUUUGCAUGUGAAAAUAAGCUGUUGACCAAUAGAAAUUGUUAUCUGGGACUCUGCCACUGACAGUCCGCACACUGCCACUGACAGGUUUGUGGGUUCUUUGUGUGAAUGAAUGAAUUAAUGAAUUUUUUACAUUUGCAAUGCAUCAGUGCAGCAAUGUAUCAAUUUAGCCAAUGUGAUCACACCAGAGAUACACGUCGCUCUCGCCAUUCAAACUUCCCUGCUAGUUCAUUGCCAAUGCUGUAGCCUAUUUUAUAGCCAUUCAGCAAGCAACAGGAUCGAUUGAUGCUUCUCUCCUCGAAUAGGCCUAGACCUAUUUGUAAAGAUUGCUCGAAAUAAGUUUCAAACGACAUUGCUGUUCAUUAGGGCAGCAGGUAGCCUAGCGGUUAAGAACGUUGGGCCGUUUGCCAUGAAAUGAGCAGCGGCAGUAAAGAACCAUCACUAGACCUACACAUUAGACAGCACAUUCCUCACUCGCUAGACGCGCAAUUAAAGGGCCAGAUGCGCAAUUAAAGGGAAAUUACAUUUAAAAAUGUAUUAGUUUUCUUCCAGACCUAAAUAAAAUGGUCUUCUGUUGUGAUUUAAGCAUUGCCAUGGACUCAGAACAUCCCAUUUUGUUGUUUCUCUAUGAACAGUUGUAAUUUUGAGAGUGAAACAUUAAAUAUAAAAACAGGAAAAAUAAAACAGAGAGAACAUAAUUUGGGAAAAUAUAAAACAUAUUUUUUUGUGGGGUGGAAAUCACAGAUUUUAUAGAGUUGUUUAUUAACCAUUAUUUUACCAGGUAUAUUGACAGAAAACAUAGUGCACUACUUUCUCUUGUACACUAAGGACCCAGCGAAAGAGUUGUAGGGGAGAGGAGAAGAAUGGGUCUAUUUGAAAGCUAGAAAAAAAAAAGUAGCUCACGACAUGUUAAAAAAAAAUAAAGUAACUCUCAUGCUACAUUUUACAUUAUUAUUUUUUAAACAUUUUUAGUCAUUUAGCAGACGCUCUUAUCCAGAGCAACUUACAGUUAGUGAGUGCAUACAUAAUUUUUUUAUUUUUCAUACUGGCCCCCCGUGGGAAUCGAACCCACAACCCUGGUGUUGCAAACGCCAUGCUCUAUCAACUGAGCUACAUCCCUGCCGGCCAUUCCCUCCCCUACCCUGGACGUCGCUGGGCCAAUUGUGCGCCGCUCCAUGGGUCUCCCGGUCACGGCCGGCUACGACAGAGCCUGGAUUCGAACCAGGAUCUCUAGUGGCACAGCUAGCACUGCGAUGCAGUGCCUUAGACCACUGCGCCACUCGGGAGAUAUCAGGCCUUCAUCAGGCCUUCAUGGUCGAAUUGCUGCAAAGAAACCACUACUAAAGGACACCAAUAAGAAGAAGAGACCUGCUUGGGCCAAGAAACACGAUUAAUGGACAUUAGACCGGUGGAAAUUUGUCCUUUGGUCUGGAGCCCAAAUUUGAGAUUUUUGGUUCCAACCGCCGUGUCUUUGUGAGACGUGGUGUGGGUGAACGGAUGAUCUCCGCAUGUGUAGUUCCCACGUAAAGCAUGGAGGAGGAGGUGUUAUGGUGUGGGGAUGCUUUGCUGGUGACACUGUAUGUGUUUUAUUUAGAAUUCAAGGCACACUUAACUUGCAUGGCUACCACAGCAUUCUGCAGCGAUACGCCAUCCCAUCUGGUUUGGCUUAGUGGGACUAUCAUUUGUUUUUCGACAGGACAAUGACCCAACACACCUCCAGGCUGUGUAAGAGCUAUUUUACCAAGAAGGAGAGUGAUGGAGUGCUGCAUCAGAAGACCUGGCCUCCACAAUCCCCCGACCUCAACCCAAUUGAGAUGGUUUGGGAGGAGUUGGACCGCAGAGUGAAGGAAAAGCAGCCAACAAGUGCUCAGCAUAUGUGGGAACUCCUUCAAGACUGUUGGAAAAGCAUUCCAGGUGAAGCUGGUUGAGAGAAUGCCAGAGUGUGCAAAGCUUUCAUCAAGGCAAAGGGUGGCUAUUUGAAGAAUCUGAAAUAUAAAAUAUAUUUUGAUUAGUUUAACACUUUUUUUGGUUACUACAUGAUUCCAUAUGUGUUAUUUCAUAGUUUUGAUGUCUUCACUAUUAUUUUACAAUGUAGAAAAUAGUAAAAAUAAAGAAAAACCCUUCAAUGAGUAGGUGUGUCCAAACUUUUGACUGGUAGUGUAUGUAUUUCUUUCUUUCUUCCUUUCAUCUCUAAUUAGUGAAUGUGAUUGGCCCUGGUAGAAAAUGAAUCAACAAUAGGUGGUUCCUUCUCAGGAAUGAUUGAAUGAUCUUUUCAGAGAGCAGCAGGGAUAGCAGUGUGUUGUAAGACAGAGACAGCAUCCUUCAUAACCCCUGAUCAUGUGGAUAACAGAGUGUGGGCCUAAAUCCUUGAUACAUGAAAUAUGUAUGCUAUCUCUCUCAUUAUGUUGCUAGUGACCUCUGUUUAACAUGCACAUAGCUGAUCUAUAUGUUUGAAUUAUUAAUUAAUAACCAUAUAUUGAAUUAUUCACUUCUGUGUAUUUGUAUUGAUGUUGUUUCUUGAGGGGUAAACUAACUCCAUUGACAGUGAUGGACUACAUUUCUAUAUGCCUGUUGUUUUUGUUGGUGAGUUGAGUUGUGAAGACGUCCAGCCCUUCAUUGAUUGUGUAAUAAAUAUAAAAACAAUAUGGAUGAAUAUACGCCUGUCUUAAGGUCACUGAACGUCAAAGCAAUAUGUAAUUGGCUGAAAUCUACAUGUUUUAGAAUGAUCCCAGACUAGUGUCCAUCCAAUAACAUGUCUGUCUUCUAUCCUAUUGCCUUUGUCUGGCUAUGGGCCAGUACAGGCCUCUGUUCUCUCUUUCAGGCCCAUUUAUUCUAUCAUCACACCAUACUAACAUACUAUUUAGAUACUUUUAAUAAAGUGCUUAUAUUCCAGGAACUAUACCAGUCCUUACUUAACAGUGUAUAGUUAUACAACUUACAACAGCAUGUGUAGUAACCUAACAAAUACACAGCAGAAACUAAUACAGCAUUAUUGGAUUUAUUCUGGUUUAUUAGUCAGGUAACUAGAUUUAGAGUCAUUAGGCAAGGUAUAAAGUUCUGUUGAUGUUCUCUAGUAUCUCUAGACUGGAUCCGGUGGUGAAUUAGAUUGUCAGUAAGGAAUGAACUGUCCCCACAGUAUAUUACACACAUGUCCCCUCAGCGUUGAGGAAGCUUCUCUCUACUAAUGUCCAUCAUUGGAAAUUAAACCGAUUGCUGAGCAUUUAGAGCUACUUAUGUAAACUAUGCAAUGAUCAGUGUAAUAUGAGAGGCAAUGUCUGAUUGAAUGGUUGUGAUAUAUUUUCUAAUUACAGAACCAGUAAUGUUGUGUUCUAAUGGUUUUAACAGAGUCUUCUGUCCCGUGGUGAUUUGUGAAUGAGCUGCUACACAUCAAUCCACUCUCUCCAUACUUCAGUGAAUUACUGAAGCAGCAUAUUUUCUGUGUUUGUAUAGCAUAUCAUUUUUAUAGGAUCCAGUGGAUGAAGCGUACUUCUUUAUGUGUUGUUGUCAGGAUCUGGAGCAGCAGAGGAGGGUUCUGGAGGAGAGUGUGUGUAGUCUGCGCUCUGAGAACCAGGACCUGAAGACUGACAUGGACUCUCUCACAAACUUCAUCCAACGAGCGAGACACCAAACACACCCUGGUCGUAAGUCAUAGUAUUCGUCUCUCUCUCUCCCUCUCUCUCUCUCUCUCUCUCUCCUCCCCUCCCCCUCCUAUCCCACUCCCCUUUCUCUCUCUUUCUCUGUCCUCCUAGCUGUCUUCUACCCUGUUUGUCUCAUUCUUUGUCCCUCCACCCCCAUAUAAUCAAAUAGUCUUAUCAAAGCUAAUUUUUCUCCCUAAGCAUCGUGUGUGUGUGUGUGUGUUAAUUCCCUCUGCUUGGUUCUGGCCCUGGGGGCAGUAAAGGACAGUCCAGAUCACUGGGGGAUCACUGAGGGAUCAGGGGAGAUCAGUAGAGAUCUGAACACAUCAUUAGGGAUCAGUCUAUCCUUCUUUUAUCCGUUGAUCCUGUCCACUGAUCACUCCCACUUUCCCCACCCCAGAAUGACCAUCCUAGUCCUAUUCCAUCCCACGCCCUUAGGGUAGCAGUUGCCCUUAGGCACAGAUCUAGAAUCAUCUCAACAUACCCCUAAUCCUAACCACAACAGUUAAGGAAGAAAAUACUAAACUGACCUUAGAUGACUGUCUAGAGGCAAGUUUGUACUGCUCUUCUCCACCAUUCUUAUCCUAUUCCCUUCCCCUCUUUCUGAGGAAAAACAUUUCUCCUGGAGGACCUGAGAGAGGAUACCCUAUCCCAGAGGUUAUCUGUCUCUUCUGCAUCUGAAUUGCUUGCUCUGUGGGGUUUUAGGCUGGGUAUCUGGAAAGCACUUUGAUUUUCACUCUCCUGUCAAACCCUGUGACAGCCAUAUGGCCUGUAAACGUCAGCCAUAGAAAUGACUAACCUCUGUAGAUCUCAUUGGUCAUAGAAGUCCCUGGAACCAGCUGUCCUCAGAGAUUUCCAUUGAUGAACCAGAAAUUCCCAUAUUUUUAGUAUGUGGAGAGAGAGAGAGAGAGAGAGAGAGAGGGAGGGUCAUGGGGUUGCGAUCGUUGAUUAUGCUAAUACAGUUGUUAAUGACUUUAGCUUUGAGUGAUAAUUGAUCGGGAUCAUUAGCAUAUUAACUCUGGGAUGGCCUGUAAUGGAUGGCCUCCCUGAACCCUGCAAUAAUGAACUGAUUAGACUAAUUAAAAUCAAUAGAGGUGCCAAUAAAAGGUUAGGGCUCAGGGACCACUCUAUAUCUGUAAGGAGGAAAAAAGAGAGGGAGGGAGAGCGAUGGGGAUAGAGAAUUAACAAAGAAAGAGAGAGAGAGAUCGGCUGACAAAGAAAGAGAGAGAGAGACCGGCUGACAAAGAAAGAGAGAGAGGGGGAAAUGGACACUGCAGUCAGAGAGAGAAUGAACAAAUGAACGAGAGCUAGGCAGAGAGAGCGAGAGAGAGAAUGAACUAAUGAGCGAUAGAGAGAGGGAGAGGGUUCCUAAUGCUGAUUGAUGUGGUCUUGACGGUGGUUAGGUGAAUAAAUGGCUUGUAGGAGGCCAGGCAGCAUUACUCUGGCUAGGGUUGGGGGGGACUAAGUGCUUUGUAAGGUCAACCAUAAGGCCCAACUUACAUAUGUACUGGCCUGCCCUUAUAAACCUCUGUUCAUAUAUCAGGACGGGAUGGACACAGAGAUGGUUGGAUGGCUGUGUCUCACAGAGUGGAAGGGAAAAUGCUAGCCUUGCGUUGGGCUAUACUUCUCAAUGGGAAAGAUUUCUAAAGAGAUUCUAGAAACAUAGCAGGAUUUUUUUUGUUUCAGUGAUGAGGCAUUUGCAAUUGCAUGCACUCUAUAGGCUACAUUUAGUUGAGUGUAUUCUGAAAAUUCUGAACAUGUAACAACCUAUUUAAAUGACUCUGAUGAAAAUGACUUUACAAAAACCCAAUAUACACAAAUAUUGAGAUUUUGUGUCAUUUUUUCUUACAGGACAGAUAAAUCCAGGUUGUGUAAAUAAGACUGUCUCCUUCCUCCAAUCAGCAUGUUUUAUUUUUCUAUUCCCCUUUUCAUGAUUUGAUGUGGUGACUCAUGUUGACCUCUCCUUUGUUCUCUUCCAUGCCACAUUUCUUCCACCUCUCCAUCUUAAAACAAAGGCAAAUAUGGAAUGAGUGUGUAAAGAGAGGGCUAUUUUCUUACAGGAGGGAGGGAGGACAGAGGGAGGAGAAGAGGAGGUAUGAAGGAGGACAGAGUGGGGGAAGGAGAGGGAGGACAGAGGGAGGAGAAGAGGAGGUAUGAAGGAGGACAGAGUGGGGGAAGGAGAGGGAGGGGAGAGGGAGGAGAAGAGGAGGUAUGA
Messenger RNA from Coregonus sp. 'balchen', 8124 nucleotides. NCBI's taxonomy places the organism in Eukaryota, Metazoa, Chordata, Actinopteri, Salmoniformes, Salmonidae. The record is from the annotation of a GenBank genome assembly.